Plasmodium inui San Antonio 1 is the source of this 936-nucleotide messenger RNA. RefSeq names its product ribonuclease P protein subunit POP4. The transcript is spliced from 3 exons. Gene Ontology annotation, biological process: rRNA processing; tRNA 5'-leader removal. The record is from RefSeq and is a predicted model, not a curated record. Bases 1 to 936 code for a protein of 311 amino acids. Gene Ontology annotation, molecular function: ribonuclease P RNA binding. Lineage: Eukaryota; Apicomplexa; Aconoidasida; Haemosporida; Plasmodiidae. Gene Ontology annotation, cellular component: ribonuclease MRP complex; ribonuclease P complex.
AUGGAAGAAGACAAGUCAAGAGGAACUUCCAAAAGAAGGAAGACGAAUGACAAUAGUAAUGUCAAUUAUUCUUUGUUCCAUAAAAGCGUAAUUUGGGUAAAUGGAAAGGACUCAAAUAAUAACCAUUCCAAGCAGUUCACUCAGCAGAAUGAGAAGGAAAAUAAAAAUGUGCCGUCCGCAUCGACUCGUGAUAAUGCUCAGAAUCUUUCCCAUUCGAAUACAAAUUCAAAUGCAAACCAAGAUGUGUCUUAUCCCAGUAGCAAGCGCAAUGCUAGCACCACUCACCUGAGUAACAGCAAAAGAAACUGCACCAGUAAUCGAUCAAAAGAUCAAGGUCAUCCUUUUUUGAACAGACCGCCGCAAAGAGCCUUGUACGUGGACUAUGGUGAAUCGGAGAGGAGGAACGGUGUAAAUGCGCCCAACAAGGUAUAUAUCAACAACAGCUUAAAAAAUACAUAUACAGGCAAUACGAGUUGUAGAAAGAACUCGAAACAGCAGCAAAAUAAAGUGGGACUCUCGUCGAAUGAAUACACAAAUUAUAAAGUUACGACGGAGAAUAGAACGACGUAUGAUCAUGCAAGGGAGCUAAACCGCAUGUGGAAUAUUUACGUGGACGAAUUACUCGGUUUGACAAAGACAGAAGAAUUGCCCCAAGACACAAUUAAUGACAUGGAAUUGAACGGAGCGGAAAUUGAAAUCCACAAGUCUCGUUGUGCAUCAUAUAUUGGGAUCAAAGGGAUAAUCAUCCUGGAAACGCAAAAUGCAUUCAAAAUAGUAACCCCCAAGGACAAGGUCUUAAUACUGCUGAAAAACAAAACCGUAUUUAUCCUUACCAUAAAAGAUAGGCAGUAUUACCUGCAUGGCGUCCAGCUGCUCCGCGACCCCGCCUUAAAAUCAUGCAAAAAGUACAAAGUGCUACAGAACAGGUCUAUUUAA